CGCACAGCGCUCGGAGCGCUCCUGCGGGAACCUUUGCGGGGCUCUCGGCAGCCGGUGGCGCCGAACGCGAGCCGGAACGCCGGUGCAGCCGCUGCGUGCGGAGGAUCCGGGCUGCGCAGGGAACGGGGCCGCAACGUCCGGACUGGACGGAGACUGUGCUUAGCGCAUUGCGGCGACCUCGCCUUUCCCGGCCGCGAGCGCGCGCCGCAGCUGGAAAAGCAGCGGAGACCGAGGACUUUUCUCAGGUCCCAGGGGCGCACCACAGCCGUGCUGCAGUCAAUGCCCGCCGUAGCCCCCGGAGGGGCGAUGGAACUCGGGCUACCAGAAGCCUGAGACGCCGCCGCCGCCGCGUACUGGAGAGCGGGGGGCGCACGAUCUGGGGACCCCCGGCGGCGGACCCGAGCCCUCCCCCCCGCCCCGCCUCCGGGGCACCAGCUUCGGCUCCAUUGUUCCCGCCCGGGCUGGAGGCUCCCGGCUCCGAGUGCCGCCGGGAGUCGUGCCUGGGCCGCGGAGCUCUCGAGACCCCACCAGGACCUGAACGGAUCCCAGGGACGAGCUGCCGGAGCGCAAGACACAGACACCCGCCGCGCCACGGCGAGCUCUCCAGAGGCGGGACCGCAGCGCCAAGUGAGAGUCAGCUUGCGAAGGCAGAUCCCGCUCACCGCAGCGGCAGAGUAUCCAUGGAGGUGCGGAGCCUUGUUACCAACCUCUAACUGCAGAACUGGGAUGUGGGGCUGGAGGGGCCUCCUCUUCUGGGCUGUGCUGGUCACAGCCACUCUCUGCACUGCCAGACCAGCCCCAACCUUGCCCGAACAAGCUCAGCCCUGGGGAGUCCCUGUGGAAGUGGAGUCUCUCCUGGUCCACCCUGGUGACCUGCUACAGCUUCGCUGCCGGCUGCGCGAUGAUGUGCAGAGCAUCAACUGGCUGCGGGAUGGGGUGCAGCUGGCGGAGAGUAACCGUACACGCAUCACAGGGGAGGAGGUAGAGGUGCGGGAUUCCAUCCCCGCUGACUCUGGCCUCUACGCUUGUGUGACCAGCAGCCCCUCUGGCAGCGAUACCACCUACUUCUCCGUCAAUGUCUCAGAUGCACUGCCAUCCUCGGAGGAUGAUGACGAUGACGAUGACUCCUCCUCAGAGGAGAAAGAGACAGACAACACCAAACCAAACCGUAGGCCUGUGGCGCCAUACUGGACAUCCCCAGAGAAAAUGGAGAAGAAACUGCACGCGGUGCCAGCUGCCAAGACGGUGAAGUUCAAAUGCCCGUCGAGCGGGACACCCAGCCCCACUUUGCGCUGGUUGAAAAACGGCAAGGAAUUCAAACCUGACCACCGGAUCGGAGGCUACAAGGUUCGUUACGCCACUUGGAGCAUCAUAAUGGACUCUGUGGUGCCUUCUGACAAGGGCAACUACACCUGCAUCGUGGAGAACGAGUAUGGGAGCAUUAACCACACCUACCAGCUAGACGUUGUGGAGCGAUCCCCUCACCGGCCCAUCCUUCAGGCAGGGCUACCGGCCAACAAGACUGUGGCCCUGGGCAGCAACGUGGAGUUCAUGUGCAAGGUGUACAGUGAUCCCCAGCCUCACAUCCAGUGGCUGAAGCACAUCGAGGUGAAUGGGAGUAAGAUCGGCCCAGACAACUUGCCGUAUGUCCAGAUCCUGAAGACUGCUGGAGUUAAUACCACCGACAAGGAAAUGGAGGUGCUUCAUCUACGGAAUGUCUCCUUUGAGGAUGCGGGGGAGUAUACGUGCUUGGCGGGUAACUCUAUCGGACUCUCCCAUCACUCUGCAUGGUUGACCGUUCUGGAAGCCCUGGAAGAGAGACCAGCCGUGAUGACCUCACCUCUGUACCUGGAAAUCAUUAUCUACUGCACCGGGGCCUUCCUGAUCUCCUGUAUGGUGGGCUCCGUCAUCAUCUACAAGAUGAAGAGCGGCACCAAGAAGAGCGACUUCCAUAGCCAGAUGGCUGUGCAUAAGCUGGCUAAGAGCAUCCCUCUGCGCAGACAGGUAACAGUGUCAGCUGACUCCAGCGCUUCCAUGAACUCUGGGGUUCUCCUGGUUCGGCCUUCGCGACUCUCCUCCAGCGGAACCCCCAUGCUAGCGGGCGUCUCUGAAUAUGAGCUCCCUGAAGAUCCCCGCUGGGAGCUGCCCCGAGACAGACUGGUCUUAGGAAAACCGCUUGGCGAGGGCUGCUUCGGGCAGGUGGUGUUGGCCGAAGCCAUCGGUCUGGAUAAGGACAAACCCAACCGCGUGACCAAAGUGGCCGUGAAGAUGUUGAAGUCUGAUGCGACAGAGAAGGACCUGUCGGACCUGAUCUCGGAGAUGGAGAUGAUGAAAAUGAUCGGGAAGCACAAGAAUAUCAUCAACCUGCUGGGGGCAUGCACACAGGAUGGUCCUCUCUAUGUCAUCGUGGAGUAUGCCUCCAAAGGCAAUCUUCGGGAGUAUCUGCAGGCCCGGAGGCCUCCUGGGCUGGAGUAUUGCUACAACCCCAGUCACAACCCUGAGGAACAGCUGUCUUCCAAAGAUCUGGUGUCCUGUGCCUAUCAGGUGGCCCGGGGCAUGGAGUAUCUUGCCUCGAAGAAGUGUAUACACCGAGACCUGGCUGCUAGGAAUGUCCUGGUGACAGAGGAUAAUGUCAUGAAGAUCGCAGACUUUGGCCUAGCUCGAGACAUUCACCAUAUCGACUACUAUAAGAAAACCACCAAUGGCCGGCUGCCUGUGAAGUGGAUGGCACCUGAGGCAUUGUUUGACCGGAUCUACACCCACCAGAGUGAUGUGUGGUCUUUUGGGGUGCUCUUGUGGGAGAUCUUCACUCUGGGUGGUUCCCCAUACCCCGGUGUGCCUGUGGAAGAACUUUUCAAGCUGCUGAAAGAGGGUCAUCGAAUGGACAAGCCCAGUAACUGUACCAAUGAGCUGUACAUGAUGAUGCGGGACUGCUGGCACGCAGUGCCCUCUCAGAGACCUACUUUCAAGCAGUUGGUGGAAGACCUGGACCGCAUUGUGGCCUUGACCUCCAACCAGGAGUAUCUGGACCUGUCCAUGCCGCUGGACCAGUACUCGCCCAGCUUCCCAGACACACGGAGCUCUACCUGCUCUUCAGGGGAGGACUCUGUCUUCUCUCAUGAGCCAUUACCUGAGGAGCCCUGUCUGCCCCGACACCCCACCCAGCUUGCAAAUGGUGGACUCAAACGGCGCUGACGACCAACCUUCCCCAGCCUUCCCCCAUUCCGUCAUCACCCGUGCCCCUCACCUGCAACUCCCCGUUGGACACAAUGUCUUUCUCCUUCUCCUUUGUGGCUGGCAAGAGCCAGUGCCUGACUGAGGCCUUCCUGUGUGGCCUACCCUUCCAUCACCCCCAAGACCCCUCUCUUCCUCUUCUUAGCCUGCUGUGCGAGAGAGGAGCCAAGAGGCAGGUACUUGCUGGUGGCCACUUCCUCCUUCCCAAGUGUUGGACCAAGACCCACCCUGCUGCCUGGCACUGCUGGGAGAUCUCCAGAGUGGAAGCAAGUGGCAUAGGCGUGCAAGCAAGAGCUUCCUGGGUGUUCUUGUUGACCCAUCAGCCCUUUGUGUUCUGGUGGCAGGGGCCUUGGGGCUCCUGAAGCAGUGAGGUUUCUGUUUAGGCCUUAACCGAAGGCGGGGCAACCUCUCCUCCAGAUGGACGGUACCAGUAGCUUCUUAAUUCCAAUACUAAUUUGCUUUGCUGACCAAAUACCUGGUACCAGAAGACAGGGAGUCAGAGGUUGGGAGCAGGGAUGUGCCCUUGGGCUGAGCCCUAGACUUGCGGGCUCUGUACAUAGCUAUGAAGAAAACACAAAGUGUAUAAAUCUGAGUAUAUAUUUACAUGUCUUUCUAAAAGGGUCGUGACUAGAGAUUUACCCGUCGGGUGAGAUGCUCCUGGUGGCUGGACCUGAGGCAUCAGUAGCUAUAUAUUAAAAACAAACAAACAAACAAAAAAAAGAGGAAAAUGUUUUUUAAAAGGUCAUAUAUUUUUUGCUACUUUUGCUGUUUUAUUUUUUUAAAUUAUGUUUUAAACCUAUUUUCAGUUUAGGUUUCCCUCAAUAAAAAUUGCUGCUGCUUCAUUUUUA
Molecule: messenger RNA, 4082 nt
Organism: Rattus rattus (black rat)
Lineage: Eukaryota; Metazoa; Chordata; Mammalia; Rodentia; Muridae
Gene: Fgfr1
Product: fibroblast growth factor receptor 1
Exons: 18
Coding region: 727-3195 (822 amino acids)
Biological process (GO): positive regulation of cell differentiation; positive regulation of kinase activity; positive regulation of cell population proliferation
Cellular component (GO): signaling receptor complex; membrane
Molecular function (GO): ATP binding; fibroblast growth factor binding; fibroblast growth factor receptor activity
Source: RefSeq, a predicted model, not a curated record